This is a messenger RNA of Ipomoea triloba (trilobed morning glory), 3422 nucleotides long. Its product is annotated as disease resistance protein RPP8-like. The record is from RefSeq and is a predicted model, not a curated record. Gene Ontology annotation, biological process: protein folding. Gene Ontology annotation, molecular function: alpha-tubulin binding. The coding region runs from base 2152 to 2943 and encodes 263 amino acids. Lineage: Eukaryota; Viridiplantae; Streptophyta; Magnoliopsida; Solanales; Convolvulaceae. The transcript is spliced from 3 exons.
UACUCUCUCGUCUCAUUUCUUGCUCAAUAAAUGCUCUGAUCUCAGUUUCAGAAACACUUUAUAAUUUCAACAACUAAUUACUCAGACCUUCAAUCUCUCAUCUGAUAUUACCCAAACCCAUUUCACUAACUUCUUCAAGGUAUGUUUCAUACUUUCUCCCGCUUCAGUGCUUCACUUAAUUGAAGAAUUAUAUUCCUUUUUUACUUUUUUAUACUCCGUAUAUAUUAGCCCAUCAGCAUACAAAUAAUUGAGAAAGUGGUAAUGGUAACAAACUUUGCAUUUUCGAUCUGUUGAAUCACAUGAAGUUUAGAAACUAGGUAGCUAGAAGAUGCAAUGAUUUUGCUGAGGAUACUAUAUAUAAUUCAGCAUAUUAGAUCUGAGUUAACUAGCUCUCUGGAAGAUGCAAUGGUUUACAAACUUUGCAUUGCAUGCACCAUCUCUAUUAUAAUCAUUCCAUUUAAUUUCUUUCCCUCUAUAUAAUUGAUCAAGACUAAUUAAUAAUAACUCGGAUAUGAUAUGAUGGAGUUCCAGAAACACUUUAGAGAAUUGAAGUUCAAUAUAUCAGAAUGGCUUUAGAUGCUGUAACCAGUCUAAUCAAAAUAGUAGAGCAAGACCUUAUGGAGCCCGAACUACUUUCGAUUUUUGAUGCUGGAGGAAUGAAGGUGUGGCUGCUCGAAACCAUCGAGAUUCUGUCUGCCAAGCUCUGCAUUCUGCAAGCAUUUUUGGAGGAGAGGAAAAUGUGGAAUGGCUGGUUCUGGUUUGAUGAUAACGUUGCUGGAAUAUAUGACGAGUAUGAAAUAAAAUCUAAACUGGGACUAGUCUAUUCGGAAGCUAAAUGGUGGCAUCUUCGUGGGACCUUGAAAGCAAUGGUAAGUGAAAUUGAGGAAGUUAAGAAUGGAUGCUGAUUGUAAAAAAAGAAACUGCUUAUGAGGGAAAGAACAUCAAGGUUUGGGAUACCUAUCGAAGUGCUUUAGACCCUGAGGAUGAAGUAAUUGUAGGAAUCCACACUGAUAUAGAGACGAUAGUUAACCGCCUCUGUUAUUCACACUUUAUGAGAUCAGUUUUCACCAUUUUGAGGAAUAGUAACAUUCACAAGUUUCAGAAAUAUGUUGAAAACCCUGUGCUGAAACUACAAGUUAUUUCACUCGUUGGCGAAGGAGGAAUAGGAAAAACUACAUUAGCCAAAAGAGUCUAUGGAAAUCUAACUACCAUUGCUAGCUUUCACAUUCGAGCGUGGGUAGUUUUGUCUAAGGAUGCUAAAUUCAAAGAGAUUCUCAUUGGUCUGUUACGUUGUAUUUCACCAAUAACAAGUGAAAAUUACGACAUGGACUAUGUUCAAAUACGUAAGCAAUUAUACAAAAGUUUGAUGGGCAAGAAGUACUUAAUUUUUUUGGAUGACAUAUGGGAUAUUGUCCCAUGGAUUGUUAUCCAAGAAUAUCUUCCAGAGAAUUUAAACGGAAGUUGAAUCUUAGUAACUACUCGGUCAAAAGAGGUGGCGGAAAAAUUAAGUGCAAAUCCCUACAAUGUGAAGCAUCAAACUUUAGAGGAUCACUGGGAAUUAUUUUCAAGGAAAGUGUUCGGGCAAAGCCAUUGUGUUCCCAGUGAAUAUGAGAAAAUUGGGAAACGCAUUGUUCGUGGUUGUGGUGGAUUACCCCUAGUAGUUGUUUUAAUUUCUGGACUUUUGAUGACAGCAAAAGGGUCUCUAGAAAUAUGGAGAGAUGUUGCCCAAACUUUGGAUGGAGUUGGUAUAUAUGAUGAUAGUUUCAUUAAGCUACAAGUACUUACCUAGUCAUUUGAAGGCUUGCUUUUAUUAUUUUUGUGUGUUUCCAGAAGACAGUGAGAUUCCUGUUAAGAAAUUAAUCAACUUAUGGGUUGCGGAGGGAUUUAUAAAGCAACAUAACAAUAUGAGUUUGGAAGAAGUGGGAGAGAGUUAUUUGCAUGAUCUCAUUAAUAGAAGUCUAGUUCAAAUUAAUGAGCUAAGUAUUGACGGCAAAGUUAAAUCAUGUAACAUUCAUGAUCGAGUGCAUGAGGUUUGUGUGAGACAAGCAAUUGAUGGGAAUACAUUGUGGAUUAUCAAAGACUACUAUGCUCCAAACGCUAGUCAUUGGUUAAGCUGUCAAACAAGUCAUUUGCCAAUCACUUAAGCGAGCUAUGGGAAUUGUGGUCCUGAUGAAAUCCAUUCUGUUCUUUGCUUUGGUAAAGAUGUAUACCAUUCAAAAUGCAGUUACUUCAUGGAUGGAAAAAUGUCCUUUGCAAUUGCCAUGUGAUAUUUUGGAUUUGCCACAAUUGAGGUAUUUGCAUGUUGACAAGAGAUGUUCACAGUUUCUCCCUUGCUUAGUCAAAAAUGAUCUACAAACUCUUUAUUGGUUCAAAGUUGCUAGCUCCGACGAAAAACCAAACUUCAGGAUGGUUCCAAACCUAAUGGAACUUGGGAUUUACAUUGAAGGCCAAUUGGCGCCUAGCCAUCUAGGUAGCCUCGUGCAUUUACAUCUACUUGAGAAGUUGAAGUUUGAAGUAGGAAGGGUUGAACGUUUUUAUCUACCAACAGGUUUUCCACCAAACCUUAAGAAGUUGACACUUUGUUAUACUUAUCUUCCAUGGAAGGAGAUGGACACAAUUGGCGAGCUGCCGCACCUUGAGGUGCUUAAACUAAAAGAUUUUGCCUUUUGUGGCCCAACAUGGAAACCAUCAAAGCAGGGCUUUCGGGAAUUAAAGGCACUUCUUAUUUCACUUUCAAAUCUCGAACAUUGGAAUGCAAGUUCUAAUAAUUUCCCAGUUCUGGAGCGCCUUGUCUUAAGUUAUUGCUGGGAAUUGAAACAAGUUCCAAUUAAUUUUGCAAAAAUUACAACACUGAAUUUAAUUGUAUUAGAAUGCUGCUAUUCUUCUCUUGUGAUGACUUCCGCAAUGCAGAUUUCUUCUGCAAAAAGCAAAGCAUUAAGGUAGAAUGUCCACUUCGUGUUCGUAAAGUUGAAACUAAGGUUGAAUUACCUAUUAUUGAAAGCUGUGAAGAAGAAAGUGUUGAAAGCUCUGAAGAAAAAAGUGUUGAAACCUCUAAAGAAGAGCUUGUCAGAAGCUCUAAAGAAGAAAUGUUUAAAGCUGAUUAGAUUGUGAUGAAAUAUGUGAAGAAGUUAUUCUGGUGAAUGCUUUGAAGAAGAAAGUGCAGUGAGUGAGGAAAGGCUACUCUGAUGUGUUGCAAUUGAAUUUGAACUUCACUUUAUGUUUCAGCUUGCAUUGUAAUUUCAUUCAUGGCUGAAGUUUAUUGCCGAAUAAGUUCUCCAGUCUGUGUGCUAUGAUGUUUUUUGGCUCCAAUGACACCAUGGCUAAGUUGUAACAAUCCACUGUUCAAUUCAGUAUUUUUUUUACAGCAUAUUGAAAUGUUUUAGAACAUAAACUUCUCUCAUAUAUUCAGAAAUCUGCAGAUA